Molecule: messenger RNA, 1271 nt
Organism: Polypterus senegalus (gray bichir)
Lineage: Eukaryota; Metazoa; Chordata; Cladistia; Polypteriformes; Polypteridae
Product: SAP domain containing ribonucleoprotein
Exons: 11
Coding region: 66-701 (211 amino acids)
Biological process (GO): poly(A)+ mRNA export from nucleus
Cellular component (GO): nucleus
Source: RefSeq, a predicted model, not a curated record
UAAGGUGUAUUCUGAUUGGCUGAGGUCAACGUCACGUUCCGUAGAGGAACCCUCAGAGCGGCAAAAUGGCGGAGGUUGUGGAGCUGCACAAACUCAAGCUUGCUGAGCUGAAGCAGGAGUGCAUCGCCCGGGGUUUGGAAGUAAAAGGAAACAAACAGGACCUGAUCAACCGUCUACAGGCAUACCUGGAUACACACGUUGAAGAGGAGGUCAAUGAAGAGGAAGUCUUGGGAGAUGACACAGAGGAGGAACCGAAAGAAGUAGAAGCAGAGCAGCCACACUUGGAAGAAGAUGUUGCUAUUGAGAAGGAGGAUUUGACAUCCGGGAACCAAGAGAAGAAUGUGGUUAAAACAACGCCUCCCAUUUCGCUCGAUGAGAGGUUGCGUCUCCGAGCCGAGCGUUUUAAUGUGCCUGUAACAGCAGACAGUAAGAAGGCCGCCAGGGCAGCCAGGUUUGGCAUGGCAUCUACUCCCCUGACAGGAUCUUCAGUGACCAGCAAACCAAGCGUGAAUGUUGACCAGCUGAAGAAGAGAGCCCAGCGCUUUGGGAUGAACGUGUCUUCAGUUUCAAAGAAGGCUGAGGAGGAUGAGAAGCUGAAGAAAAGAAAGGAGCGAUUUGGGAUUGUCACCAGUGCUGCUGGAACGACAGAGGACAAUGAGGCAAAGAAGAGGAAGCGAGCAGAGCGUUUUGGGAAUGUGUAGCAGUGCUGGCAGCUCCUCUUCCAUUGAUGCCUCCACUUGCUCAGCAUAAUUUUGCCUUUUUAAAUAUAUAUGUGUGUUCCUUCAUUUUGAUGUUUUUAGCAGAUGUUUUUAAAAAUUUCUAACAUUUGGUUUUCUUUUUUUUUUUUUUUUUGUUUUGUUUUUGCAUGUUAGGCCAUGUCAUAAUUUGGUGAUGUUACACUGUGCCAUUCUAAAUGUCCUGUGCAGCUCUCGGAGAGGCAUGUGGGCACUGGUAAAUGAACUGGUGUUCCAGAGCUUGUGUACAUCUCCAGUUGUGGUAGUGGCCGGUCCAGGAGAUCCUAAACUGUUUUCCCAGCUGUGCUGGCUAUGCAUCUUUCCUUCUGUUUUAUUGAACGACUGCAGCUGAUUACCUACAUCUGUUUUUUGAUUGUUCUUUUUUUUUUCCCUCAUUACUGGUUAUUUUAAUUCUUUUUUUUUUUUGUUUUGUUUUGUUUUUUAACUAGACUGUCUGCCAGUCAUUUGGGAAUUCUGUUUUGGAAAGUGUUUUAUCAAGGAAAUAAAACUGUAGACCAAUAACAUUUUACAAUAAAA